Molecule: messenger RNA, 984 nt
Organism: Trichoderma virens Gv29-8
Lineage: Eukaryota; Fungi; Ascomycota; Sordariomycetes; Hypocreales; Hypocreaceae
Product: ankyrin repeat protein
Exons: 2
Molecular function (GO): protein binding
Source: RefSeq, a predicted model, not a curated record
AAGGAUCGAACAAAGCCAGACCAACUCUCCAACAUCCAAAUUGAAAUCCAGCGUAACAUCAUCCAACGCUUAUCCGUCUAUACCCUUGGACGCUUGGCCAUGGUCUCUCGAUUCUACUACGGCCUUGCCACUCCAGUUCAAUACAAGAAAGACGCCUGCGACGAGCCCCCGCGCGCCAUACUUUGGGCUGCAUCGUGCACUGCUACACCGGAUACUAAGAAAAUCAUCAAGAAAGUAUUGGAUCUUGCUGUGGUUUAUGGUGGGAAUGUGAAUCGGAUAUAUCCACUGAUAGUAUCGGACAAGAUUGCGACAUACACGCCCCUCCAUCUGGCCGCCGCGAAGGGUAACAAAACAGCAGCCAAGAAACUCUUGAAACUUGGGGCUGAUCCUAACGCUCUGGGGUGGGAAUUCUUCCGUGACACACUAUUCUCACCCAGUAUGGCAUCUCCAGUUGAUCCAGGCACCAUUAAUCUUUUACAUAUUCUUUCAGCCCUCCCAAAGGAAAAGUUUACCAAAGAUGCCAGCCUACUGCUAUAUUUCAGGAAUCUCCCUCAGCUUAUCAAUAUUCCUAUCAUGGCAGGAUUAACACCUCUAUUUCUCUCGAUACACCGUGGCAACGAUAUCCUGCUCAAAGAGAUCAUGACCAACGGCGGCAACAUUGAGGAUGUGAACUAUAUCGGAAGAACUCCAUUGAUGCAAGCUAUUGUAUGCUGCUGUAUGAAAGAGGACCCAGAGGUACGAAUUUGCUACAAGGGUAUCAUUAGUAACAUGAUUGAGUGUUUCAAUGCCAAAGUUGGUAACCUUGGUGACGCUGAUGUGAUGGAAACACCAUUAAUCUGUAUCAUCAAGGAACUUCCCACGCCUCUUCCCACGGAUUGGAAGCAUAGAAUCCAAGACAUCAAGGAGAUUAUUGACCUGCUACUUAAGCAUGGAGCUGAUAUCAACGAGGUCUCAAAUGCGGGAUUCACCAUGCUCCAUGUUCUU